GAGUUGAGUGGAGUCGGAUUGCGUAGCAUGUUUUUCUCUGUAUCGGUGACUGACUGAUGCAAGACACAGUCCAACUAAACUGCGGGCGUUUGUAAUCCAAGGGAAUGAAAUAACACAGACAACAUUAAUUCAUUAACUUUUUAUUGGAUCGUGCCUGGAACUAGAAAACCAUUCAGACAGAUUCAGGCAGGAUUGCGCUAUUCAGAACCAUGGACUUGCACAUUCUGGAUCACAGACUGCGAGUGACCAGCAUUUGCAAAAAUGGGUUGGUGAAUUUCACUCACCCACUGAUCAAACUCAUAUUUCUGCGGAAAAGAACAAGAUGCAAGUUCUUCAGUCUGACAGAGACCCCAGAGAACUUCACUGUCGUCCUCGAUGAAGAGGGAUUUAAAGAGCUACAGCCCUCGGAGCACCUUCAGGUGGAGGGUUCCGUGUGGCUGCCACUCAACGUCAUCUCCAACGGCAACGCUUCCAGCAGCUCACAAGCGGUGGGCGUGACCAAGAUCGCCAAAUCCGUCAUCGCCCCGUUGGCCCAGCAGCACGUGUCAGUCUUCAUGCUGUCCACCUAUCAGACGGACUUCAUCCUGGUGCGGGAGAAGGACCUGGCUGUAGUUAUCCACACUCUGGAGGAAGAGUUCAACAUCUACAGAGAGGUGGGGGGAGAGUACUCAGCUGUACUCAGCCAAGAUGUCCGCAAUGGCUUCCAGAAGAACGGCAAAGAAGCCCCCCAGCCUACAGUGCACCCGGUGCUGAUACCACCGAACCAGUUCUGUGUGAUGAGUCUAGACCCAGACACUCUGCCUGCCAUUGCCACCACACUUAUCGACGUGCUCUUCUACUCCAGCAGUCCUAAAGAGGGCGCUCUUCCCAGCCAGGAUCUGGACUGUAUCAAGUUCUUCUCCUUCUCCCUGAUCGAUGGCUAUGUCUCUCUGGUCAUGGACACUGAGGCACAGAGACAGUUCCCUGCUGAUCUUCUCUUCACAAGUUCUUCRGGGGAGCUGUGGAGGAUGGUGCGCAUUGGGGGACAGCCUCUGGGUUUCGAGGAGUGUGGCAUUGUUGCCCAGAUAUCCCAGCCUUUAGCCGACAGUGACAUCUCCGCCUAUUAUAUCAGCACCUUCAGCUUCGACCAUGCCCUGGUCCCUGAAGAGGACAUAGUGAGUGUGACUGAGAUGCUCCAGCAGCACAGGAAAGAGCCAGCCUGCUGAUGGCGGCCUGGUCCGUACCCCUCUCCGUGUCUUGGGCCUGGGGCAGUACAGGGCUGGAGGGAGAUGCUAACUCUGUGCCUAGACUAGCACUGCAGCGUGAGCAGUAUUAACCAUGAACUUUGUUGCCAUGACCACCAAAAGCGCUUCUAGUAGGGGGUGUCUGUGAAGAGAGCCUCUUGUCUUCCCAGACUCCUAAAGGACARGCACCGAUUGGAUGCUGCCUGGACCCUGACCAAUGCACACAGCGGGAUACGUGAAUUUAAAGUCCAGUUGUGAUGAUGGUAAAACUGUACUUAAGGACUGCAGGUAUAAUGCAUUAUGAUGUGGUUAUAAUGAAUGCAUUCUAAGACUUGUUAUAAGCCUAUAUAACCCCCGUAUGUCUUAUCACCCCAUAACAAGAGCUGACUAAAUAACAGCAAUUUUGAGUCCGUUGAAAAUGUCCUACAUAGAGCGAUAUAACGUUAAAGGGAAAGAGAAAGGGGGAUACCUAUCAUAGCCUAAGCCUUGUCUUAACGCAUUGUUAUAAAGGCGCAUACACUCUUAUAACGCAUUAUACCUGUAGUCUUUUUAUAAAGUGUUACCGUGAGGACUUUCUUAUGUUACUUUCCUGCUUGCCGCAUGGCACGAACAUGUUACUAGGAUUGUAAAAAAAACACGGCUGAGUCUUCCAGUGAUGUUUAUAUUGUAA
Messenger RNA from Salvelinus sp. IW2-2015, 1893 nucleotides. RefSeq names its product cytosolic arginine sensor for mTORC1 subunit 1 (gene castor1). Lineage: Eukaryota; Metazoa; Chordata; Actinopteri; Salmoniformes; Salmonidae. The record is from RefSeq and is a predicted model, not a curated record. Bases 210 to 1205 code for a protein of 331 amino acids. Gene Ontology annotation, biological process: negative regulation of TORC1 signaling. The transcript is spliced from 9 exons. Gene Ontology annotation, molecular function: arginine binding.